Molecule: messenger RNA, 544 nt
Organism: Aspergillus affinis
Lineage: Eukaryota; Fungi; Ascomycota; Eurotiomycetes; Eurotiales; Aspergillaceae
Product: C2HC-type zinc finger protein
Exons: 1
Molecular function (GO): zinc ion binding; nucleic acid binding
Source: RefSeq, a predicted model, not a curated record
GGACCCGAACAAGGCCCGCAACGCUCGCCGGAAGUUCAACUCUAUCAGGAUGGCUGCCUUUAAAGACUACCACACCUUUGCCUCAGAGUUCCAGUACCUUGCGGUCGAAGGCCGGAUCGAUCGUGAUACCUGGAAGGAGAGCUUCUUUUUCGCCCUUCCUGAUGAAGUGCAGCGAAUGGUAGCUUACGCCUUUAACGAUGACAAUCGAACCUUUGGAGACUUUACUUAUGAAUGUGCCAAGGUGGCCGACCUCUGGGGUGACCUAAAGAAGCGCCGAAACCAGAAUACGGCCAGAGGCAGCUUUAAGUCCUCAUCCUGGACCCCGAAUAAAGGAGCUAGUUCGCGCCUUAAUUAUGUCAAAGGCGAAGAGAAAGAUCAGUUAAUGAGAGAAGGUAAAUGCUUUAUCUGCAAGCAGUUCGGCCAUCUCGCUAUCGACUGCCCCCAGAAGGGUUCCUACUCCUCUCAGGCACCUAAGCGAGAGUUAAAGGCCUUGGAGGAGGUUCCUGAGCAGUCCCCUGCCGAGCCAAAAAACGAGGAAACCUAG